Molecule: messenger RNA, 1395 nt
Organism: Babesia sp. Xinjiang
Lineage: Eukaryota; Apicomplexa; Aconoidasida; Piroplasmida; Babesiidae
Product: Replication factor A protein 1
Exons: 4
Coding region: 1-1395 (464 amino acids)
Biological process (GO): DNA recombination; DNA replication; DNA repair
Cellular component (GO): nucleus
Molecular function (GO): DNA binding
Source: RefSeq, a predicted model, not a curated record
AUGCAGGAAUACUUUCCAAUCAAAAGUCUUACGACAUACACCACGAACUGGACAAUCAAGGCCAGAGUAUUGGAAAAGGCACCACUCAGACAAAUCAAGGGAGAUAACCACAUAUUGCACGUUGAUCUUGUAGACAAACAUGGUGAUAGCAUCAGAGUCAAAUUUUGGGGCAAGGCAGCCACAAAAUGGGACGAGAUUCUACAAAAGGGAAAGGUUUACACCUUCUCUAAAGGUACUGGAGAACUUUCAAACAAAAAGUUCAACACUACUCCACACAACUAUGAAAUAACAUGCCAUCACGACAGCAUUAUAGAACUUGUUGAAGAUGCAGGGGAUAUCAAAAUGCAACGUGAUCAUAAACUAAUGACACUUAGAGAUAUCAAGUCUAUGCCACAAAUCACACAAGCGCCGGUUGAUAUCCUUUGUGUUGCUAAUACAAUACAUCCGAUAGGGAAUGUCGUUACCAAGGCCGGCAGAGAAACAGCAAGACGGCUCAUGUCUAUUGUAGAUGACACGGGAUAUGAAAUGGAUUUGGUAUUAUGGGGAGAACAUGCUAAUUUAGAAGGAAUUGAAGAUAUGGAGGGGAAACCUAUUAUAGUCACUAGGGUUGCUGUCAAGGAGUGGCAAGGUACAAGGAGCUGCCAAAGCAUCCUGUCAACUGAAAUAAAACUCGCAACACAAGAAACCGUCAAGGACCAUGAAAAAAUAAAUCAACUACAAAAAUGGUUCGAAUCCGCUAAAGCAAAUAAUGAAACGUUCAAAUCGUUAAAACCACAAAGCCUUAGCAGCAGGGAUAACUACGAGUUGGCAGAUAUAGCAGAAAUAAUAAGCCAAACAAAGGGAAGUUAUGUUGUUAAAGCAAAACUACGCAAAAUAUUCUGGAAAAACAGAGACGGAGUUGUAAGAAUGUGGUAUCAGGCAUGCCCAAUGUGCUCCAAAAAAGUUAUAAUGAACGAAGACACUAAUAGAUACCAAUGCAUCGUAUGCGGUGAUGCUUCAGUGGUACCAGUGUUACGUUAUAUCUUUAAUUGCAACUUCAUGGAUAUGACCGGGAGGCUGAGUGCACAAAUAACGGCAGACAUGGGCGAUAGAUUGCUGGGAAAGACAGCACAGGAGCUUGAUGCAAUGGACCCUGAUAAACUUAAACAUUUCUGUGAUUUUGAGGCAACACACAAAGACUACAAGGUCAGCGGCUACAUAAAAACGAAUACCUACAACGGAGAAACAAGGUAUCAAUUUAAUGUCACACGCUUGGAGCCGCUAGAUUACGUCGUUGACACGAAGUAUAUGCUAGAGAAGAUGCAAAUUACAUACGAUGACGUACUCAACUUCUUAGAAAUCGCAUCUGAAAAAAGUGAUGCCAAGAGGGCUAAAGUGGAAGUGAAGGACGAAUAA